GAAUCCAACAUACCAUGUCCCCACUAUUCAUCGCCAGCAGCCGUUCGCACCUCCGAUCGCGCUGUGCAGCUUCUCGUUCAUGACCGUCCGCUUCCUCGACAUUUGGGGCACUCACAGAUUACCGCACACGAGUCCAGCGCUGGAAUGAUGUCGUUUCAGCAGCGAGACAAGGUCAUGUUAUGUGGGGAGUCUUUCGUGGAUCGGUAGCGUGCAGAAGCUAUGGCUGGCAGACCACGGAGCUGCAAGAACGUUCUUGCAGGCGCUUUCAGCAGCUGCUCUGUCCUCAUUCGCUCAAUCGUUGGCGGGUACUUGGAUCUUGUAGAGUCGUAUGUGUUUGUCUUGGGGUAGGAUGGCGGGCGGCGCGUCGAUCGAUGCCACAACGAGGCCAUGAUCGUUCACAAGCUGGAAGAAGAUCGCAUCGGACGCAGUGCAUCUUGUCUGGUGCGCAAGCAGCAUCGUCGAAGCCUUCACUCGACCGCCCUUCAACAGCACGGCGAUCGUCUGAACGAGAGGUUCAAUCAGGCUUUCCACCCACACGAUGUCCGACCCCACGACCAUGUCAACGCCAUCGGUGAAGGAUGACGACUGAGGAGCAAACCAGUCCAACUCGGACACGGCCACGGCCGCCGGCGAUAUCGCACCGCGAUUCAGCUCGACAUUCCUCGAGAGGUUCUCGAGCGCGUACGCCAAAUCUGUCAAGGUUACGUGGGAGGCCCCGCAAAGAGAGGCCGCGAGUCCAACGAGACCCGUACCCGCGCCAAGCUCGAGGACGCGUUUGCCGCGAACGUUGUCGUCGUGGCCGACCGACAAGGAAACGUGCUCGAGAUACCGCGCUAGCACCACGGACCCGUCCCAAAUCGUGAGUCCUGUGCCUUUGCCAGUGUUGCCGACUUCUCCGAUGUAUAAAGGAACUCCAUGGACGCGGAACUCACCCCUUUCAAACGCAAAACCGAACGACCGGCUUGCAAUGGCGAGCACGGGCUGCGACGCUGUGUCGGACGAUGGGGACAGGAAGAGGCGGGUGUGUGACUGGAUUUGAUGGCCAUGACGGAGCGGGACAAUGGACUGUGUUGGAGUAUCAUACAGCGUGAUGGACAUGCUCGCGACAUCAUUGGGAAGGCGCAAUUGAUCGUGCAACGCGGCGCGAAGGUUGUCGAGCGAGGCACCUUUUGCCACGCGGACGCGACGAUGUCCCUCAAACCAAGCAUCUGCUUCGACGAUCAGAAUAUUCAUUUCUUGUGGAAGUUGCGACGUGCACAGUGGUGAAGCGCUUGGAGAGUGAGCCGUGGAGAUGCGAAGCGUCGGGAGCAAUUCCACCACCCACGUCACCAACAUGCAAACCAAUAUGGGCAUCGACAAUGCGAUUUCCGGAUAAUGCACCGUUUAUCCGGUUUGACUCCAUUGCACGAAAGGAAACUUGAAUGGAGGCAAGCGGUAGUGUCCCGCCACCGGCGUCGACCCAUGUGUCGUUGGACAAAGCUACGACGGAUGCGGGCACGGGGAAUCCUGACUCUGUCGCGAAGAACGCCGUAUCGGAGAAGCCUGUGGGGAAAAAACGCCGCCGCGAACGCCGCUUGGCGUUGAAAAAGACCCAGCUGUGCCGCCACUUUGACAAACCGGACGGGUGUCCGUUCCCAGAUUGUGUGUAUGCCCAUGGACUCGACGAACUACAAGACGGAGGCACGUUUACCGUGACGGCGCAACGCAAGCUGAUCCGCGACCAAGGAGAGAAGCGUCAAGCGGAUAAAUUUGUGCACAAGGACGACGCAACGGUGGUCGACUAUGUAUCUCGCACGGGCAGCAUGGUGGACAGGUACUAUACGCGGAUGUAUGCCGCCGACAUCAUGGGCGAGCCAUCCGAAGAUCAAUUCAUCAACAUGCACUCGAAUCGUCUCUGUGUCAUCGGGAUCGCACCUGGCCACGCUAUCUUCACGCGCGGGCUGACUGUGAUUGCAAUCGACUUUGAGCCGACCAUAGUUGAGAGCAAAGUGUCUGGGAAGAAGAAAAAGGGCGGCGUCUGGCUUAAUCCCGACACUGUCCUGUGUCGUAUCAAGUGUUCCACGGGGGACGUGUUCGCCUUCCGCAGCUGCAUUCGCGGGGCAUUGAUCGAGAUCAACGAGUCGCUAACGCCGGCGUUAUUCACGACCAAGCCAUUCACGCAAGGUUUCCUCGCUAUCGUACGACCCAAGCCGGUCGAAAUCGUCGAAAUCCAAGCGUCGCUGCUGCCGCAACAAGACUACCUCGAACUACGAGCGAGCCACGUCACCGCCGCCAGCUUUCGCUAGACUCUAAACUGCCCAUGCAUCCAUUUACCCUUGUCCUGGC
Molecule: messenger RNA, 2325 nt
Organism: Aphanomyces invadans
Lineage: Eukaryota; Oomycota; Saprolegniomycetes; Saprolegniales; Verrucalvaceae
Exons: 6
Coding region: 1422-2285 (287 amino acids)
Cellular component (GO): nucleus
Molecular function (GO): metal ion binding
Source: RefSeq, a predicted model, not a curated record